UCAAAGCAGAGCAGUGAAAUUAUUUAACAUCCCGUCUAGGGUUGCCAAGCUCCUCAUUUUGGUUAGGAAAACAGCCUGAGAUUGAACCUUGUUGUGCCACUUUUCACUCGUUUGCGGAUUGUUUCAAGAGCGGAACGUCAUCAACAGAAAAUGUCGUCAACCACCAUUUGUACAUCGUGUGGUAGCAAUUACACUUGCAAAUUGUACUUUGAUCCUGGGGCCGAUAAAGCGGACAUGGGUGGCUAUUGGAUUACAGAUGACCAACUUCGCCAGAUAUUGUCUAACCUAAUUAACACGGAAGAAAAGAUUGAAAAGGCUUCCAUCUACAGCAAUCCGCUAUCAGUUGGCAAAAAAUUGCAGUUGGCAAACCGCAUAUUUUAUCACGCGUAUGUCGUAAUAAAAACGAAGAAUUGGUGGUGGUCGAUCGAGAAAAACACGGAAUGCAUCACGAUUCAACGAUCGGAGAGUCUAGAGAGUGUUCGUGACAUGUACCAAAAGAAGAAACGGUUGACUGGUCCAACUACGGAGACAAGCAUUAGGGAGAAGAAAACAGCGCUGCCAGAUAAGACAAUAACAAUUAUAGAACUCAUCAAUUACAUUUGGAGGAAAGAUUAUUUAAACGAUGUUAACCAUCUUGUAAAUGCAAAUUGCCAAAAGUUUGCUGAUGCGAUUUUUAAUCGCAUUAAAUCACCAUGGGAUGAUCACGUCUAUUUUGAUGAGGCUGCCGAUCAUCCCCGAUCCUCAGCAAGUAGUUGCUACAUGAGUGUGGAUAAAUUUUUUAGUCAAGUGCAACGUUUAAGCAAUUCAGAGACAUUGUCUGAACUAGAGCUUUAUACUGUGAAACGAGUAAAAUCCGUAACUUUUGUAAACAAUAUUAUGUAUGUUUUUAUUUUUAUUUUGCUAUUUUUAUUAUUUUUGACAAAAGAUAUAAUUUUCCUGUCGGAUAUAACCAUCCGAUUUUUCCUUUUUUUCGUUUUGUUUUUAUUUGGCUAUGCCGUUGUUGCGUAUGUCAUAGUGGAUGCCAUCUUAGAUCAAUAUGGAUUGCUUUCACGUCACUCCUUCGUGAUUUUUAAAACAAAAACAGAAACUUACUGGUCGUUUGAGCGAUUCCCGACACAUUUCGUCAUCCAUCGAGCCAGAACCAAAGACAUCCUUUUGAAAGAGUGCAAGCGGGCUUCACAAGACAUUUGGUUCUUCAUACCGCAAUUGCAUAGCAAAGCACUUGCCGCCGAGCGGAGCACAAUCGCAAUAUUGGAUUUCAUCUGGAAGAAGGAUAACCUAAACUCUGUAAGUCAGUUGCCCUUAGAAGAUUGCGGCCAAGUCGCGUCUAUCAUCUUCGAGAAUUUCAAACGACCCACAAUUUGUGGGAAUGAAUCGUUUUUUGUUUUUUUGCUCUAUUUGUUUUUGUUCUUCCUUUUCAUUAAUUGGCUGAAUUCAAAAUUUUUGCAAUAACGACUGGCCCGCCAUCCUGUAUGAAUUAUUGUCCAUGAAUACUGAAACAAUGCGGUACUUUUUGUCCAUGAACACUGAAACAAACAAUGGGGUACUUUGAAUUUUUUCUUACUCCAUUCACUCUCCAUUAAGAAUGCCCUUACCCUGUUUUACGUGAUCUGUGUACGCCAGUAGAGAUGUUCAUCUAAUAAUAAAAUAAAUUAUUG
Daphnia carinata is the source of this 1658-nucleotide messenger RNA. RefSeq lists its product as uncharacterized. Lineage: Eukaryota; Metazoa; Arthropoda; Branchiopoda; Diplostraca; Daphniidae. The transcript has a single exon. Bases 151 to 1452 code for a protein of 433 amino acids. The record is from RefSeq and is a predicted model, not a curated record.